Molecule: messenger RNA, 1589 nt
Organism: Guyanagaster necrorhizus
Lineage: Eukaryota; Fungi; Basidiomycota; Agaricomycetes; Agaricales; Physalacriaceae
Product: FAS1 domain-containing protein
Exons: 6
Coding region: 39-1520 (493 amino acids)
Source: RefSeq, a predicted model, not a curated record
CACAGAUUUCAGUCUCACUCUGUCUCUCUUCCCCCAGCAUGGUCUUCCAAAACCUUGCCCUCGUUGUCCUCAGCGGCGUCCUUUUUGCGUCUGCCCUUCCAGAGCCUUUUGUCAGACUUGAUGCAGAGUCGCUUCAGCGACCUCUUCAGUCCACAAAGGCCCAUGUCCAAAAGUUCGUAUCGGACGGGGAUGGACCGCUAACGUCCGAAAAUAAGACCAUCUACGAGGCGAUCACAGGCGAUCCAAGGUUCUCUCGCCUCACUAAAGCCAUCAAAUUCAGCAACGAUAUCAUUGAUCAAUUGAAUGAUUCUUCGUCAAGGAUCACCUUUUUCGCUACGCCUGACUGGGCGUUGCGCAAACCCGAGGAAUCUGCACUCCAGGGUCUGUUUCGCUACGACGGUGACGUCAUGCAGGCGCAACCAGAAAUGUACGACUUGUCCACGGCCAUCCAUGCGUAUGAGGAAUUAGCUAACAUUGAGUCUUUCCACGAUGACUCGGAAAAGAAACGAUGGAAAAGGUUCCUCAGAAUGCUUGUCCGCGUCAUUUUGUCCUAUCAUAUCAUUCCUGGCCAAGUGGACACUCAGAAGCUCUCUGAGGUAUCGACUUAUCCGACUAAUCUUUCUCUGCACUUCGCCAUGCACGACGAGCCGCAGCGUAUACGGGUGGAGAGCUCUCUUAUCCCUCCUAGAACGACUGUCAAUUUCUACAGCAAGGUGGUCAGUGCUAACACAAAGACGGCGAACGGUUUGAUUCAUGUGGUUAAUCACCCGCUUAUUCCUCCUAUUACAGCCUUCCGGGAAUUGUACAUGGCCCCUUCAAUGUAUUCCAUCUUUACAUCUGCCUGGCAACGAUCUGGUCUCACUGACGAGUUGGACUUGCGCUGGGUCCAUGGAAAAGGAGACAAGAAAGGACAUAUCGAGGGCACUUCUGUAGCCACGGUUUUCGUUCCUUCCAACCAUGCUUUCGGAUUACUGCCGAAGCAGCUGCAGUAUUACCUGUUUUCUCCCUUUGGUGCCCACACCCUCAAGAAAUUGUUGCGAUUCCAUGUCAUCCCAAACCUCAGCCUUCACACAGACUACAUCUAUAAUGCUUCUUCUCAUCACAAGCACUCCGUCCCGAGAGUGUACCGCACAGAGGAGACGUACGAUGAUCCGUUGGACCAAUUCCUUGCAGAAAUAAUUGAUACAGAGGAAUAUUUCGUCGCUAAUGGAUACAGCGAGUUGAUUUCAUCGUUCAAUGUCACCGCGCUUACCCUCCUUCCUAAACAUCCGAUCACCAUCAACAUCAUGAAGUACAACGUGACAUUGCCCUUCCCGGGGCCACGUCGGCCUCAUCAUAUCAUUACAAAGAUGUAUGCCAACGGUCAGCGUGUUGCGGUUCCUGACAUUGUAGCCUUGAAUGGUGCUAUGCAUAGCAUGGGUACACUUUUGGACCCCAGGAAGACAGGGCACGAUAAUGGUAGGGUAACUGAUUGGGAGGGUUGGGAGGAUUGGCUGCCUAAGUGGGCGAUGGAAGUUUGAAUAGUUUGUGUAGGUCGAACAGCAUGUGUAUGAUAAUAAAGUCAAGAAGCUUGUGAUUCGGUGGUAUCG